Messenger RNA from Lottia gigantea (owl limpet), 1109 nucleotides. RefSeq lists its product as hypothetical. Bases 309 to 941 code for a protein of 210 amino acids. Lineage: Eukaryota; Metazoa; Mollusca; Gastropoda; Lottiidae. The transcript is spliced from 5 exons. The record is from RefSeq and is a predicted model, not a curated record.
ACAAGUUUUACGAUGCCAUGAAAGAAACCAGAAACUUUUGUUUAUAGAAAGACGAGAACUGGGUUAUUACUUUUACAAUUUAAAUCAGAACACAUUUUAAAGUUUAUUUUAACAUCACGGUGCCUUUGUUAUCGGAGAAUUUUGUACCGUGUGAAACAGGAAUUACUGCCAAACGAGUCAAAACGGUACCAAAAGUCUUUGGAAUCGGGUCGCGUCAAAGAUUUGUGUUGUGUGUGGAACUAGGUUAAUGCGUUUAAACUUGUAAACUAUUUUAACUCUAGUUUUCGUUGACUGUGUAUGUUUUCGGGAUGUUUUUAAUUUUCACGAUAUCGUUAUUUUUGGUGUUUGGAUUAAGUGAAGCUAAAAAGGGACCAUGUUUUAAUUUUAAUGGAAACGAUUAUUUAAAAUACAGACUAGAAAAUGUAGAUAUAGCACACAAUGUUUGGUAUAAACUAACUUUUAAAACAGAACAAGAAAACGGACUACUUCUGUACGCGGAAGGUUCUCAUGAUUAUGAAGCAAUAUUCCUACGCGGUGGAAAGUUACACUAUUUCUUGUUUAACCCGAGUAGCCACGGUGUCGGAGGAACGUUUGGUGGACAGUUUAAAAGCGAUGCUAAGGUCAAUAAUGAAACUUGGAUUACUGUAGAAGUGUUCCGAAACCGAGAACCAAAGUUGAUGCAAAACGAUCCUCUAAUCGGAAUGGUGUUGACUAGCGAAGAUGGCGAGAAAGAGAAACAUAUCGAAUACGGGGCUCGACAUGACGUCCAGAUAGUUCUUCCUAUUUACAUUGCUGGUACAAACAAAGAUUUGGGUGCCGGAGGGCAGAAAUUCGUGGGUCAGAUUAAAGACAUGAGAGAAAAGUUGAGUGGUGCGGUUUUUAACGAGCCAACAUGGAACAGUGGAGCUUUAAGAUGUCUGGAUAUUCGCCCAGCACAAUAACACGUCUUCAAUGGUGGAGAUGUAGUCUCGAACUAACAGUACAGUCCAACAUAGGAACAUAGCUUUACCGAUUCAAAAUUAAAGAGAUUGUAAAGAGGUAACAAGAGCCACAGACGUCUGAUUGAAAAUUAGAAUGAUGUAAAUUGAUGCUAUCAGUGUCUCUGAUAC